AGGCGAUUAUGAAGGCUCACGGGAAGAUGUUGGUGAAUGAAGCGCCAGACCAGACAACUGAACUGUUAAAGACGCUUUGUACGGACUACCGGCCAGUCAACAUGCCCCUGGUUGAUGAUAACACGUUGGAUGGAUCUGCACCACGCAGUGUUCUGCAAGCCAAGCCAGACGAGUUCAUUCACAUUUUUGUCAACAAUUCUGCAAAGCUUAGAGAGUUUCUCGAACACAUGAUAAAGGUGCAGCCUGGUAGUUCUAGCUUGGUGUACAACACCCUAAUUGAACUCUAUCUGCAUGAUGUCGUGCAUGAGGCCUCCGCGUCGCAGCGCAAAGUAAAGGAAGAGAAAAUCCUUGGAAUGCUUCAGAACCCAGCGGCUGGUUAUGACAUAGACCAAGCACUCGUACUGUGUCAGAUGCACAAUUUCAGACUUGGAGUUCUCUACCUGUAUGAAAAGUCUAAACUGUACCAGCAAAUUCUCAGUCACCACAUGGAACACAAGGAAUACACGAACAUUGUAGAUACAUGCAAAAAGUUUGGGACUGAGGAACCAAACCUGUGGGUGCAGGCACUCUGGUAUUUUGCUAAGACAGAGGAUUGCUACAAGACCUAUCUUACUGAAGUGUUGACUCAGAUUGAUAAGAAGAAUUUGUUACCACCACUAAUGGUGGUCGAAACACUGGGCCAGAAUUCAACUGCUACGCUAGCAGUCAUAAAGGAUUACAUCAUGAAGCGACUAAAAUUGGAAAAUGAUGAAAUAGCUGAGAACGAGAGAUUAAUUAAGCAGUUCAAGGAGGAGACAGUGAAGAUGAGGGGACAGAUAGAGGAGUUGAAAACAAGUGCUCAGAUCUUCCAAGUAUCAAAGUGCAGUGCCUGCAACCACCCGUUGGAGCUACCCUCAGUGCACUUUCUCUGUCAGCACUCGUACCACCAGCACUGCUUUGAGAGCUACGCUGACAACGAGCAGGAGUGUCCAGCUUGCCUGCCUCAAAACAAGAGAGUCCUAGACAGGAUUAAGGAGCAAGAACAAAGCCGAAACCUUCACGACCAAUUCCAUUCACAGCUGCAGAACGCUCAAGAUGGCUUCGCCGUCGUAGCCGACUACUUCAGGCGGGGUGUGUUUAACAACGCCACACUGGUCCCAGACCCCCAGCACCAGACAAAGCCCCCGUCCGGCUUGUCACGCGCGAGGGACACGUUGGACAGGAAGUAGGAGCGAAAGGGCAGACGUGUAAUCAUGCGCAGAAAUAGCGAAAUCGAUCCAGUUGCCAUUGUCGUCGAAAUCGUGAAGAAUUACGUACGUGUUAAUAAACUCUUGUGUGUAAAAAAUUUAUUUCGAUAAUAAAUAAGAGCAGUACGCAAGACCAGAUGAACUCAUUUUCAAAUACUGUACAUAAUACUGUAUAAAUAUGUGUGGAUGUAUAUGAUUGUAACAUGAGAAAUUGAUUGUUCUCAUGUUGUUACUGCACUUCUACUGUUUGUUGUGCUUAUCAUUAAACUAUUAUAUACUGAUAAUUAGAAAAGGACAUUUCAGAUAUGCCUACAUAUAUAAUUCUGGACGAUGGAGAGAGAUUGUUCAGUUAUAUUAACAUACACAAACGAAUGCCACCAGGGGCAGAGCGUGGGCAACUUUUUCUUCAAUGCAGCCACAGACGUGCGAUGCAAAAAUUAUGCAAAAUAUUUCAUGUCCAAUUUAGCACUUGUGGCGAUUGUCAACAGGGUUGUCCAGCCUUGCUGUAGAAUGUAGAUGGUGGAAUGCUCUUGGGUUGUUGUGGAAGGUCAAAGCUUCCGUAGGUUGCUUUAUGUCCGUACUACUUUGCUGUCACGUUGUUCUAUCUCCUGUAUUAAAGAUCAAAGAUGUGCUGUGAUAAAAUGCUGUAACAAUUUUUUAUGUUAAAUUAAAAAACACCGAGUACAAAAUGUAGAAUCACCAAUGCAAAUUGGGUUUAGGGAUCCAAUGCAGAUUUUGAGAAGAAAGAAAAUAUAAAUGAGAAAAGUGAAUGUAUCAUUAAAAAGCAUUAUCCAAACA
This is a messenger RNA of Priapulus caudatus, 2024 nucleotides long. RefSeq names its product vacuolar protein sorting-associated protein 11 homolog. Gene Ontology annotation, molecular function: protein-macromolecule adaptor activity. Gene Ontology annotation, cellular component: HOPS complex; endosome. NCBI's taxonomy places the organism in Eukaryota, Metazoa, Priapulida, Priapulimorpha, Priapulimorphida, Priapulidae. The transcript is spliced from 12 exons. Gene Ontology annotation, biological process: vesicle-mediated transport; intracellular protein transport; vacuole organization. Bases 9 to 1208 code for a protein of 399 amino acids. The record is from RefSeq and is a predicted model, not a curated record.